AUAUUCACCAAAUGCUUGAGUAAUCACUAAUUCACUAUCAUCUGGAUAUAAUACGAUUUUACAUAGUGCAUAAAGAGAGAGAUGGGAGCUUACAACAGCAAAGCUGAAGCAGCUGGCUAUACAAAGACGCACAGCGAUGAUGAGGAAUCACUCAAACAGAACAAAGAGGAGGCCGUGAUAACCAUUGAUCACGAGGAUCUCGUCUACGACAAGACUCCGCUGUCCAUCGGUUCGGCUUGUGUCUACGACGAAUUGUGGGUGCAAAUCCCAAGGAACACCACCAUCCCAACCAACAAGUUCGAGUUUUUCAUGGCCACCGCGUUGGACAACCAGGAAUCCAUGAAGUUAUCGUUUUACCAAGGCGAAAGAGCAAAGGCGAGUGACAACAAGCUUCUUGGAACCCUAGAAUUCAAGGGUAUCCCGCCCGCUCCCUGCGGUGUGGCGGAGAUCACGUUUUGCGUCGACGUCGACGGCAAGGGCAACCUGAACGUGUCCGCCGAGGACAAGUCGACCGGGCGGAAGGAGACCAUGAGCGUACCGGGCGUCGGGGUGAAGGGAAAGCUUCUGACGGCGGAGGAGGUGGCGGAGAUGGCUCGACAAGGAGAGAAGCACGAGUCGGAGGAUGACGAGUACGUGGAGAAGGUGAACGCCAUGAGAGCAAUGAAGGAGUAUGCAAUCGUGAUCAGAGAAAACGCGGCGGCGGGGGAUUACUCCCGAAAAACGGAGGACGGGUUCAGGGAUGUGGUUGACAAGAUGCUGGACGAGUUUAAGGAGAAGGCAACGGAAUUUGGAUUGGAAGGUGACAGGAAGAUGCAUGUGUGAAAACCUUAGCUCAUCUUUGAGAUUAAUUAAUAGAUCGUGGUCGGUUGUUAGGGCUUCAAAAUUUUUGGACUUGCAGAUCUAUCAUCAUUGGAUCUCUAUUGUUGUGUUUUUGCUCACGGGAAUUGGUUGUUUAGCCAUGUGCAAUCCCGCAGGAAUUGACAAGAUGCACGUCAACAAAAGUCAAACAUCUCUUUGAAAUUUGAACACCGACUGGUCCAUUGUUAUCUCUAAUGUUCAUUGAAAAUGACAAGAUACAAAUCACACAAAUGUAUCGAUCAUAUGGCGUAACAUAAUUUUCAUAUUAAAUAAAAUUGGAACAC
Molecule: messenger RNA, 1142 nt
Organism: Linum trigynum
Lineage: Eukaryota; Viridiplantae; Streptophyta; Magnoliopsida; Malpighiales; Linaceae
Source: the annotation of a GenBank genome assembly